Messenger RNA from Rhinichthys klamathensis goyatoka, 9402 nucleotides. Its product is annotated as alpha-tectorin. Bases 49 to 9402 code for a protein of 3117 amino acids. Gene Ontology annotation, molecular function: protein binding. The record is from RefSeq and is a predicted model, not a curated record. The transcript is spliced from 35 exons. NCBI's taxonomy places the organism in Eukaryota, Metazoa, Chordata, Actinopteri, Cypriniformes, Leuciscidae. Gene Ontology annotation, biological process: cell-matrix adhesion.
UCUUUCCAAGUGGUUUUAAUUUCAGGUGGUCAUUUAUCAUUUGUUUUGAUGAAUUAUGGAACAAUUGUGCCAACUCAACGAUAUGUACAGGCUGGUUAUGACACCAUCAGCUCUAGAUACCAUUUCUCAAUUACUGGAUCGCUACAGAGUAACAUCACAAGCUUAACAUACAGCAGUAAUGUCAAUGUGUCAGGCAGAUGGGCAUUCAGAACAGAUAAUGGACUACGGGGUUGUCAAUUUAAUGGGAUUCCAGUGCAACUUGGGGACUCUUUCUGGAGUGAUGCCACCUGUCAGCAGAGAUGCACCUGUACCAGCAGAGGCCUCCAGUGUAGCCAUGAGCCCUGCAGUUAUUCCCAAGCCUGCCGUCCAGCUGCCUUCCAAUUCUCUUGCCAGAACAUUCAACGGCAAACCUGUACCAUCUCUGGUGACCCUCACUACUAUACCUUUGAUUAUCAAGUUUUUCACUUCCAAGGGACCUGCACUUAUGUUCUGUCUGAGGCUUGUGGCAACGGUUUGCCAUACUAUCGCAUUGAGGGCAAAAAUGAGCAUCGGGGCAGCACACAUGUGUCAUGGACACGGAUGGUCAGAGUGUUUGUCUAUGACGAAGUAAUUGAACUGGUCAAAGAUCACUAUAAUGACGCAAGGGUUAAUGGAAGCUUUGCAGCAACCCCCUUUGCCCUCCGCAAUGGCUCCAUUCAGGUCUAUCAGUCAGGUUUUUCUUUGACCAUUAGCACAGACUUUGGUCUGGUUGUUACAUAUGAUGCAUACAGCUACGUCAGCAUCUCUGUACCUUAUGACUACCUUAACGCCACCUGCGGUCUGUGUGGAAACUUUAAUCUGCGCCCUGAAGAUGACUUCCGUUCACCCAGUGGGGAGAUCUUGAGCUCAGAUGUGGACUUUGCCAACAGUUGGAUAGUGCAAAGUGACAUAGAUCCUGAAUGCCAUAAUGUCAGGUGCACGGGUCUGGCUUGUGCUGUUUGUACCACUGAUGAAAUUAGUGUUUACAGUGACACCAACCACUGUGGAAUCUUAGGAGAUGUUGCCGGCCCAUUCGCCUCUUGCCACCCUGUGCAUGUGCCACAGACCUUUAUAGAGAACUGUGUCUAUGAUGUUUGCUUGGGAGGAGGGUACCAGCCCAUUCUGUGCCAGGCUCUCAAUGUGUAUGCUACUCAGUGUCAACAGCAGGGUGUACACCUUGGGCAGUGGAGACAGCAGGGCUUUUGUGAGAUUCAAUGCCCUCAACACAGUCAUUUUGAGCCUCAAGGAACAGGCUGCCCUGCAACGUGCAGUAAUCCAUCUGCCCCACUGAACUGUCCCUUGCCCAAUCAGGAGAGCUGUAUAUGUGAUCCUGGAUACAUUCUCAGUGCUGGAGAGUGUGUGCCUGAAGCAAACUGUGGCUGCACCUUCGAGGGCUUCUAUUACACUGAAGGACAGUCAGUGGUGUUGGACGGUGACUGUGGGAGACGGUGUGUAUGCAGCAGCAUGUCAAUGAUCUGUCAUCGUCAACAGUGUGGUCCAGCAGAGAUGUGUGGAGUCCAUGAUGGUGUGAGAGGCUGCAGACCCAUCGGUUAUGCUACCUGUUCGGUUGAAAACCUAGGGUCAUAUCAUACCUUUGAUGGACAAAGUUUCAGAUACCACGGAGCUUGCGGAUUGACCCUUGUUAGAGUGAUGGGGCCAUCCCCCCUACCACACUUUGUAUUGACAGUGGAGAAAGUACCCAGGGGCCUUCAUGACUUUGCCAGGUUCCUGAAGUUUGAGACAGAAGGAAUCCAGGUCGCCAUUGAAAUGGGAGAGGGCAGCAAUGUAAAGGUGGAUGGACAGAUGGUUGGUCUGCCUGUCACUGUUGGCUCUGGUCAAAUCCGCAUCUAUCACAGUAGUGUGAGGGGUUUUGUUUUGGAAACAAACUUUGGGGUGACCGUGAGAGCCGACUGGCCACACAUUGUCCGAGUCACAGCACCAAGCACAUACAACGGUACACUUGGGGGUCUGUGUGGGAACUUGAAUGGAGACAUUGCUGAUGAGUUUUACACUCCAGACGCUGUCCUUUUGAAUGACACGCAGCUGUUUGCGGACAGCUGGCGUGAUGGAUCCCUAUCAGCCCACUGUGAGGACCCACCUGACAUCUGGGAACCAGGACAUUAUCAGAACAGUAGCCAGUUCAAUGAACAAUGUGGUAUCAUGGCUAUGGACGAUGGACCAUUUGCUGAGUGCAGCAGAACACUAGAUCCUCAGCAGCGGAUAGCAGAUUGCAUUAAAUUGCUGGAGCAGACUCAAGGUUCCAGAAAGGCCCUAUGUGAGGCCCUGCGAGGUUACACGCUGCUUUGCCAACAGAAUGGCAUUGCAGUUGAAGAGUGGAGAAGUUUCAUCCACUGCGAAUCCACCUGUCCGGCAAAUACCCAUUAUGAAGUGUGUGGCACGUCCUGUCCUGCUUCCUGCCCCAGCCUCUCAUUUCCAUUUCAGUGUGCCUUGCAGUGUCAGGAAGGAUGCCAGUGUAAUGAUGGAAAUGUGUUAAAUGGAGAUCGCUGUGUGCCCCCCACGGGUUGUGGUUGCCACUACUCUGGGCGUUAUCGGCAGGCUGGAGAGAGGUUCUGGCAUGGUGAAGAGUGUCAGUUCUUGUGUGUUUGUGAUGGAAUCACUGGAAACGUUCAUUGCACACCAUCGUCUUGCAGCGAAGAAGAGGUCUGCCAUGUGUUGGAUGGCGAGUAUGGCUGCCAUCCUCAUCCACAUGCUCGUUGCUCUGCUUCGGGUGACCCCCACUACAUAUCAUUUGAUGGAUCCGUCUUUGACUUCCAGGGCACAUGCCGCUAUGUGCUAGCAACAGUAUGUAAUGACACUAUUGGGCUUCCGCAUUUCCAGGUGGAUGCAAGGAACGAGGCGUGGCAUGGACUCCGGGUGGCAAUUACUGUUGAAGUUUUUGUCAAUGCGUCUGGGCAUCUUGUGCACAUGUCACAGGACAUGAACGGUCAUUCUACCGUUGAGGUUGAUGGAGAGACCAGAAACCUUCCCAUACUGCUUGACUCUGGUCGGGUGUCAGUCUAUUCCAGUGCACAGUACACAUUUGUAUCAACUGACAUUGGUUUCAGCGUGAGUUAUGGCUCCUGGGCAGUGAACAUCAUUGUACCAGCAGAGUACAGUGGGGUUACGUGUGGCCUCUGUGGCAAUUUCAACGGCCAGAUGAACGAUGACUUCAUGAUGCCUUCUGGGGCUCUGGUACGCUCAGCAGACCAGUUUGGGGCAAGUUGGAAGGUUGAGGAUGAGCUGCCAUGCAAUGAUGGGUGUGGAAACAAUUGCCCUUUGUGUCAGGAUGAGACAACUUCCCGUUCCCUGUGCGACAUCAUCAGGUCCAGUGAGGGCCCAUUUAGCUUCUGCCAUGUGUAUGUAGAUCCUGAAGCCUACUUUAAUGACUGUGUGUUUGAUGUGUGCCUUUCUGGUAACCGGAAUGAUGUCCUAUGUCGCUCGAUCCAAACCUAUGUGAGUGCCUGUCAAUCUAACAAUGCUGUAAUCUACCCCUGGAGAGAGAGUACAUCCUGUGCCAUGACCUGCUCAGAGAACAGCCACUAUGAGUUGUGUGGCACAGACUGUGGUCACACUUGCGCCAGCAGCAUUGAUGCUAGUUGUGAGCACACAUGCUCAGAGGGAUGCUUCUGUGAUGAUGGAUUGGUGAGGAGUGGAGGACGCUGUGUACCAGUGGAGCAAUGUGGCUGCCUUCAUGAUGGAUUCUACUUUAAUGUUGGCGAGCAGUUCUGGGAUCUAGAAUGUUCUCAACUCUGUGAGUGUUUUGCUCCAAAUGAUAUGCGCUGCUCUGCUUCAUCUUGCCAACCGACUAUGGAGUGUACAGUCAGAGGUGGACGUCGGGGCUGCUAUGAAGAGAGCACCACACAUAUGACCACCACCAGGUCAAGUCUUCCCUCAGAACAGAGCACCACAUACAUAACCACCACCAGCUCAAGCAUUCCCCCAGCUGUGUUUUAUCCAUUUGGAGCUGGUGACACAGAGAAUGAUCGCUCUGAUGAUGGGAGUUCAUCUGUGAUCUACCUUCUGCAACAGUUCAUAUUUUUUGGACAAACAUAUAGCCGAAUAUAUGUCAACAACAAUGGACACCUGACUUUUGAUGGGCCAUUUAGCAGCUGGACUCCAUACCAGUUUCCAAGUUAUGGUGGAAGAGACAUCAUCGCUCCAUUCUGGACAGAUAUUGAUAAUCGUGGUAAUGGUGUAAUUUCGUAUCGUCAGUACACCUCUGGCAGUGUCCUUACAGAGGCCACACAGGACAUUAACCAAUACAUCCCUGACCUGAGCUUUUCUGCUACGUGGGUCUUUGUUGCAACAUGGGACAGAGUUGCAUAUUUCCCUCUAUUAGGAACAGAAACAUCUUUUCAAGUGGUUUUGAUUUCAGAUGGCCAUUUCUCAUUUGUUUUAAUUAAUUAUGGAACAAUUGCGCCAACUCAACGAUAUGUACAGGCUGGUUAUGACACCAUCAACUCCAGAUACCAUUUCUCAUUUCCUGGAUCAUUCUCCAGUAACAUCACAUACUUAACAUACAGCAGUAAUGUCAAUGUGUCAGGCAGAUGGGCAUUCAGAACAGAUCAUGGAUCACGGGGUUGUCAAUUUAAUGGUAUUCCAGUGCAACUUGGGGACUCUUUCUGGAGUGAUGCCACCUGUCAGCAGAGAUGCACCUGUACCAGCAGCGGCCUCCAGUGUAGCCAUGAGCCCUGCACUUAUUCCCAAGCCUGCCGUCCAGCUGCCUUCCAAUACUCUUGCCAGAACAUUCAACGGCAAACUUGUACCAUCUCCGGUGACCCUCACUACUAUACCUUUGAUUAUCAAGUUUUUCACUUCCAAGGGACCUGCACUUAUGUUCUGUCUGAGGCUUGUGGCAACGGUUUGCCAUACUAUCGCAUUGAAGGCAAAAAUGAGCAUCGGGGCAGCACACAUGUGUCAUGGACACGGAUGGUCAGAGUGUUUGUCUAUGACGAAGUAAUUGAACUGGUCAAAGAUCACUAUAAUGACGCAAGGGUUAAUGGAAGCUUUGCAGCAACCCCCUUUGCCCUCCGCAAUGGCUCCAUUCAGGUCUAUCAGUCAGGUUUUUCUUUGACCAUUAGCACAGACUUUGGUCUGGUUGUUACAUAUGAUGCAUACAGCUACGUCAGCAUCUCUGUACCUUAUGACUACCUUAACGCCACCUGCGGUCUGUGUGGAAACUUUAAUCUGCGGCCUGAAGAUGACUUCCGUUCACCCAGUGGGGAGAUCUUGAGCUCAGAUGUGGACUUUGCCAACAGUUGGAUAGUGCAAAGUGACAUAGAUCCUGAAUGCCAUAAUGUCAGGUGCACGGGUCUGGCUUGUGCUGUUUGUACCACUGAUGAAAUUAGUGUUUACAGUGACACCAACCACUGUGGAAUCUUAGGAGAUGUUGCCGGCCCAUUCGCCUCUUGCCACCCUGUGCAUGUGCCACAGACCUUUAUAGAGAACUGUGUCUAUGAUGUUUGCUUGGGAGGAGGGUACCAGCCCAUUCUGUGUCAGGCUCUCAAUGUGUAUGCUACUCAGUGUCAACAGCAGGGUGUACACCUUGGGCAGUGGAGACAGCAGGGCUUUUGUGAGAUUCAAUGCCCUCAACACAGUCAUUUUGAGCCUCAAGGAACAGGCUGCCCUGCAACGUGCAGUAAUCCAUCUGCCCCACUGAACUGUCCCUUGCCCAAUCAGGAGAGCUGUAUAUGUGAUCCUGGAUACAUUCUCAGUGCUGGAGAGUGUGUGCCUGAAGCAAACUGUGGCUGCACCUUCGAGGGCUUCUAUUACACUGAAGGACAGUCAGUGGUGUUGGACGGUGACUGUGGGAGACGGUGUGUAUGCAGCAGCAUGUCAAUGAUCUGUCAUCGUCAACAGUGUGGUCCAGCAGAGAUGUGUGGAGUCCAUGAUGGUGUGAGAGGCUGCAGACCCAUCGGUUAUGCUACCUGUUCGGUUGAAAACCUAGGGUCAUAUCAUACCUUUGAUGGACAAAGUUUCAGAUACCACGGAGCUUGCGGAUUGACCCUUGUUAGAGUGAUGGGGCCAUCCCCCCUACCACACUUUGUAUUGACAGUGGAGAAAGUACCCAGGGGCCUUCAUGACUUUGCCAGGUUCCUGAAGUUUGAGACAGAAGGAAUCCAGGUCGCCAUUGAAAUGGGAGAGGGCAGCAAUGUAAAGGUGGAUGGACAGAUGGUUGGUCUGCCUGUCACUGUUGGCUCUGGUCAAAUCCGCAUCUAUCACAGUAGUGUGAGGGGUUUUGUUUUGGAAACAAACUUUGGGGUGACCGUGAGAGCCGACUGGCCACACAUUGUCCGAGUCACAGCACCAAGCACAUACAACGGUACACUUGGGGGUCUGUGUGGGAACUUGAAUGGAGACAUUGCUGAUGAGUUUUACACUCCAGACGCUGUCCUUUUGAAUGACACGCAGCUGUUUGCGGACAGCUGGCGUGAUGGAUCCCUAUCAGCCCACUGUGAGGACCCACCUGACAUCUGGGAACCAGGACAUUAUCAGAACAGUAGCCAGUUCAAUGAACAAUGUGGUAUCAUGGCUAUGGACGAUGGACCAUUUGCUGAGUGCAGCAGAACACUAGAUCCUCAGCAGCGGAUAGCAGAUUGCAUUAAAUUGCUGGAGCAGACUCAAGGUUCCAGAAAGGCCCUAUGUGAGGCCCUGCGAGGUUACACGCUGCUUUGCCAACAGAAUGGCAUUGCAGUUGAAGAGUGGAGAAGUUUCAUCCACUGCGAAUCCACCUGUCCGGCAAAUACCCAUUAUGAAGUGUGUGGCACGUCCUGUCCUGCUUCCUGCCCCAGCCUCUCAUUUCCAUUUCAGUGUGCCUUGCAGUGUCAGGAAGGAUGCCAGUGUAAUGAUGGAAAUGUGUUAAAUGGAGAUCGCUGUGUGCCCCCCACGGGUUGUGGUUGCCACUACUCUGGGCGUUAUCGGCAGGCUGGAGAGAGGUUCUGGCAUGGUGAAGAGUGCCAGUUCUUGUGUGUUUGUGAUGGAAUCACUGGAAAUGUUCAUUGCACACCAUCGUCUUGCAGCGAAGAAGAGGUCUGCCAUGUGUUGGAUGGCGAGUAUGGCUGCCAUCCUCAUCCACAUGCUCGUUGCUCUGCUUCGGGUGACCCCCACUACAUGUCAUUUGAUGGAUCCGUCUUUGACUUCCAGGGCACAUGCCGCUAUGUGCUAGCAACAGUAUGUAAUGACACUAUUGGGCUUCCGCAUUUCCAGGUGGAUGCAAGGAACGAGGCUUGGCAUGGACUCCGGGUGGCAAUUACUGUUGAAGUUUUUGUCAACGUGUCUGGGCAUCUUGUGCACAUGUCACAGGACAUGAACGGCCAUUCUACCGUUGAGGUUGAUGGAGAGACCAGAAACCUUCCCAUACUGCUUGACUCUGGUCGGGUGUCAGUCUAUUCCAGUGCACAGUACACAUUUGUAUCAACUGACUUUGGUUUCAGCGUGAGUUAUGGCUCCUGGGCAGUGAACCUCAUUGUACCAGCAGAGUACAGUGGGGUUACGUGUGGCCUCUGUGGCAACUUCAACGGCCAGAUGAACGAUGACUUCAUGAUGCCUUCUGGGGCUCUGGUACGCUCAGCAGACCAGUUUGGGGCAAGUUGGAAGGUUGAGGAUGAGCUGCCAUGCAAUGAUGGGUGUGGAAACAAUUGCCCUUUGUGUCAGGAUGAGACAACUUCCCGUUCCCUGUGCGACAUCAUCAGGUCCAGUGAGGGCCCAUUUAGCUUCUGCCAUGUGUAUGUAGAUCCUGAAGCCUACUUUAAUGACUGUGUGUUUGAUGUGUGCCUUUCUGGUAACCGGAAUGAUGUCCUAUGUCGCUCGAUCCAAACCUAUGUGAGUGCCUGUCAAUCUAACAAUGCUGUAAUCUACCCCUGGAGAGAGAGUACAUCCUGUGCCAUGACCUGCUCAGAGAACAGCCACUAUGAGUUGUGUGGCACAGACUGUGGUCACACUUGCGCCAGCAGCAUUGAUGCUAGUUGUGAGCACACAUGCUCAGAGGGAUGCUUCUGUGAUGAUGGAUUGGUGAGGAGUGGAGGACGCUGUGUACCGGUGGAGCAAUGUGGCUGCCUUCAUGACGGAUUCUACUUUAAUGUGGGCGAGAAAUUCUGGGAUCUAGAAUGUUCUCAACUCUGUGAGUGUUUUGCUCCAAAUGAUAUGCGCUGCUCUGCUUCAUCUUGCCAAUCGACUAUGGAGUGUACAGUCAGAGGUGGACGUCGGGGCUGCUAUGAAGAGAGCACCACACACAUGACCACAUCCAGAUCUUCCACAUACCUUCCCUCCGAAGAGAGCACCACACACAUGACCACCACCGGAUCAAGCCUUCCCUCAGACCGCUGUUCUGAGCUCAGCUGCACUGAGGAUGAACGCUGUGAAGAGAAACAUGGUGUUUAUGGCUGUUUCUGCAAGGACAACCAUCACAGUUCUCAGCGUGGAUCCUUUGAUUUCUCUGAAACCUGUGAACGCAGCUCUGGCUCCAUGUCUCUGUCUCGCUGUCAGCUUUUUGAGGCUGGUUUUCCUUCUGACAUCUUACACCUCAAUGACCCCAAGUGCAGAGGAACAGUCCGGAAUGGCAGAGUGGAGUUCUAUUUUGACAACAAUGACCACAUCUGUGGGACAAGUCUUGUGGCCAAUGGCACCCACUUCAUCUAUGAGAACUUUAUUGUGGGAGAGCCAGACACAGUUGGACAUCUCAUCAGCAGGAAGAGAAUUCUGAAGCUUUCUUUCAGCUGUGUGUACUUACAAACCCAAACACUCUCCAUGGACAUCAACCCUCUGGAGAGCAUUGUGCACAGGAUCCUUCCUGCUGGUCAAGGGACAUAUCAGGUCAGGAUGAUUCCCUAUCAGGAUGCUGAAUUCACCCAUCCCUUCACUGGUAGUGUGAACGCGGAGCUGGACAGCCGUAUUUUUGUGGAAGUUCGUGUUGAUGGAGUUGACAGCCGUCAGUUUGCCUCAGUGAUUGACACAUGUUGGGCUACACCUGUGAAUGAUCCUCAUUACUCUGUCCGCUGGGACCUCAUCGUUGGCAUGUGUCCCAAUCCAGAUGACAAUACAGUGGACUUGCUGCAGAAUGGUGUUUCCACAUCCAGUCGUUUCUCCUUUGAGAUGUUUAUCUUCACUGCAAACUCCACAAAGGUUUACCUGCACUGCGCUAUUCACCUUUGCCUUCAGACAGACAAUCACUGCUCAGUGCACUGUGACUCUGAACACCACCAUAGAGAGGGCAGAUCUGUGGACUUCCAUGACAGUGCUUCCAUAUCUAUGGGUCCAUUGAUGUGGUCUGACAGUAACAAAGAUACACAGGUGCCACGCCAAGUGCAAGUGUCCAAGGCUCCAUGGCUGUGUGGUUCUCUGACUAUAUCACUUAUUUCUCUGAUGAGUGUCCUGAUAUUCUUCUAG